Anopheles darlingi is the source of this 2067-nucleotide messenger RNA. RefSeq names its product RNA-binding protein 45-like. Gene Ontology annotation, cellular component: ribonucleoprotein complex. Lineage: Eukaryota; Metazoa; Arthropoda; Insecta; Diptera; Culicidae. The transcript is spliced from 4 exons. Bases 209 to 1456 code for a protein of 415 amino acids. Gene Ontology annotation, molecular function: RNA binding. The record is from RefSeq and is a predicted model, not a curated record.
UUGUUUUGAACAGCAAAACAGCAUAAAAGUCGUGUAAAAUGUGUUAAAUAUCUCUUUGAAUGGCUGUUUUCUGUUAAAAUAUUACCUACAGAAGCUAAAGUUCACUUGCAUUUUGUGAUAUUCAUUCCGGAAUCCACGGAAAACGACCGGGAAGCUCCGGAAAUUUGGGGUGGUUUAUUGAUUUUCUGUUUCAGCUGGCGGUGCAAAAAUGACCGAUAACGGUGGCGGUCGUACGAAAGAAAUCUGCGAAGAGCCACCGAUGUCCCGGUUGUUCAUUAUCUGCGGCAAACACAUUACGAAGGAUCAGCUCAUCAAACACUUUGAAUCGGACGGUACGAUCGAAGAGUGUGUUGUGAUAACGGAUCGUAGAACCGGUCGGGGUAAGGGAGUUGCUUAUGUAAAGUUCACCAAAACAUCCUCCGCUGCUCGAGGACUACGCAAGAAUGCCACCAUCAUCGACGGUGAUACACGUCCCAUCAAGGUGAUGAUAUCGGCGAGCUACAAUCGCGAUAAGAACAGCAGCACGGUACUGGAUGUGAAUGAGAACCACUUUCUGCGACUGUUUGCCAUUGUGCCAAGUAGCCGGACGGAGGACCAGCUGCGGGAAGAGUUCAGUCCGUACGGAACCGUGACCCAGGUGCGGCUCGUACCGGAUAAGAAGAACGACAAACAGUGUGCGGCGUACAUCAAGUUCGCUUCCUUCCUCGAGACGGCCACGGCUAUCGAAGGCUGCAAUCCCCAGUAUAAGGCCAAGUUUUGCAUUCCAAGAAGCAAUGUGCAACAAGAACGGGAUAAUGGGAAACCUGGUGGACAUGAGGUUGGGGAACAGGUGAAUCGGAAGCGUUCACAUUCCCCAGAGCGAACUGUAGCGAGGGGAGGUGGUGACUCGAAGCUGGUUGUGAUAUGCAGCAACCAGCUGAAUCAGGAUCGUAUCUGGCGUCUGUUCGAUAUCUGUCCCGGGAUGAAGUACUGUACCAUCAUGUCUGCCAAUGAACUCAAUCUAACAGCUACCGUUGUGUACUCGUCACGUGAAGAGGCACAGAGAGCAAUGGAGAAGAUUCACGGGCUAGAAUAUCCACUCGGUGAGCGUAUGAUUGUCCGGUUCGAGGAGGAGUUUAAGGAGGAAAUUAUCGCCAAAGAUGCACUCGCACAGCUUGGUCCACCGAAGCCACUCGUAUCGGAGCUAGUGGCGUGUGUGAAGAAAGCGUUCUUCAUCUGCAUGCCAGAAGCGAUCUCGGUGAAGCUGCUAACCGACGCGUUCUGUCGCUUUGGUGAUCUCAUUAAGGUGUAUCUAGUGCCCGGUAAGCGGCAUGGUUAUGCUGAGUUUGCCAGUGAUGUCGCCGCCCAUCGUGCCAUCCAGCAGCUUCAUGGUAUGCAUCUCGGUGACUGCUGGUUGAAGGUGCUCGAGUGUGCCGAGUACGCUGGUGAGCAUAAGCGCAACAAGGUGGAACACUAGGGUUCAAGGUGGCUCUCCAAAGCACACCAGAAAGCAGGGAAAUCCUUUAUUGAACACGAAUGAACUUCGAAAGGAAUAAGAGAAUUGUGAAUCACGCCUUGGACUGUAGAACUCGUACGAUGAUGGAAAUGACGCGCUCUAGUCCCUAUUUCAAUUAGCUAUUUCAAUUAGCUCAAAAGCAGUUACAUACAUAAUUUUACCACGAAAAACCAUUCAAAGUGUAACCAAAUUCACUCCGUACGAGCGUAGGCUGCGAAAAAAUUCAAAUGAAUUCAAAUUCUUCGAAAUGAAUCCGAAUCCGAAGUGCUUGUGACGUGAUAAAGCGAUCACGAGACUGCAAGUCUCAAAGGAGAAACGCAUCCGCCGAUGUGAAGGAAAAGGAAUAGAAAUCAUUGUGCACUUAAUACGAUUUUAGCAAUCAAUACCAAUUAACGGAAACAAGAGAAACGAAUUCGUAGGAAUGACAACGAAUCUCAGUUGUGAGUUACAUCCGAAAGUGUAUUACUUGGAAAUAAAAAUGUUUUUGGAAUUAGAACUAGACAUUAGAACGAUAGAAACUCUACUAGUGAAGACAUUCAAUGCCUUUAGCGACACUUCCACACUGGAAACAA